Messenger RNA from Cimex lectularius (bed bug), 788 nucleotides. RefSeq lists its product as uncharacterized. The record is from RefSeq and is a predicted model, not a curated record. The transcript is spliced from 6 exons. Lineage: Eukaryota; Metazoa; Arthropoda; Insecta; Hemiptera; Cimicidae. Bases 143 to 703 code for a protein of 186 amino acids.
CUACUACAUAAUGGAUCCGUCUCACUUAAAGGCUCAUCAGGCUCUUAUCGCAUUUUCGCCGACUGAGCGGAAAAUUCGCUCAAAAGUGUAAUUAGUUCGGCACUAGAUCAUCUUUUGUUCGUUAACUUUGAACUUCAGGAUCAUGGACAGCAGGAUUUUUACUCUGGCUCUGUUUCUCCACAUGGCCAGUAGAUCUAUUGCUUCAUUUGCCGGUCCCUACGACAUUGUUCCUUUAGAGUUAGGGAAAUGUACCACUUCUACAUGCCAGAGUCCAAAAUUCAUCUUCAACAAUUACAAACUUAGGAAGCUGGACAGGUCAAGCUAUGUCUACAGUGGGGUUUUAAACAGUUCGAUUCCUCUCAGCGAUGAAAUAAAGCUUGCAGCUGAUAUUUCCACUUGGGGAAACGGCGGUUGGAAGCCAAAUUUCUACUAUCUCGAGUUAGGCGGCUUGUGCUCAGGAAUGGAAAAGUACCUUCCCAAAUUUAAAAAGGAGAUCUUUGCUCAGAUGAACCAAUCGUGCCCCGCACCCGAAGGUGUUUACAAUUUCGAAAAUUUGAGUUUUGUCCAAGAGAGCCAGUUAAUGAGCACACUUCCUUAUGGAAAGUACAAGAUUGUAAUGAAGGGUACCGAUUCAGACGGAAAUUGUUUGGUAUGUGUGAUUUUUGUCUGUGAUUGCAUACCAAAGGGAAAGAAGAAAUCAUAGACAAUUUUUAUACAUCCCAUUUAGUGAUUGUUCAAAUUUUUCUGGACAAUAAAAAUGAUACAAAACCAACUAUUUCCUUGUACUC